GGUGCAUGGAUACCUGGUUCUAUAAAGUGUUCGCUGUUGUCCGCAAUUUAACGUAUUUACGCUGCAUGUUUUAAUACGAAUUAACCACGGGUACGUGGUUACUACACAAGUCCUUAUCUAACUGAGAGUUAUUCGGAGAUUCGGAAAAAAUCACUAUUGCACGCUAUAUUGACAACUUUCGUACCUUUAGUGGCAACAUCACCUGAGAUAAGGUUUGUUUACAUGUGGGAGCAUGCGUGACUUUGAUAAAGUCAUGUCGAGACAUUUAAAAAGUACUCUAUGAUGUGGGGUUUAAAAGUCCAGAACGAAAGUGUAACAUGCUUACUAAAUUGUUUCUCAACCGCCUUGAGUUAGGAUGUGUCUCCAAUGUUUUGGUGUGCGUUCUUCUCGCUACAUUGUAUGUGGGAAGUUUAUAUGUAUGGAGGAAUACACACGGAAGAGAUCAUCCAUCAACGAUAAAGAAGAGAAUUUUAAGUGUCUUCCUGAUGUCUUUUGUGUCUGCUGUCUUUGUGUAUGUUUUUGCUGAUCGAGAAUAUUUUGGAUCUGAUCACACCUACUGGUCACUGUUGGGCUUGCGACUUUCAGGUAUCAUACCAGCUGUUUUUUUGCCUUUGAUUCUCACCAUGGUACUUUUUUUGGGACCAGUGUCUCUUCAUUAUAGUGAUGGAAUUUAUAAUAAAUUUUUUGAUUUAAAUUUGUGGAUAUACUGCCUAACUAAUGUUGUUUGGUUAAGAAAUCAUGUGAUAGCUCCGUUUUUUGAAGAAUUUACUUUCAGAGCAUGCAUGUUGCCAAUUUUAGUGCCAUGUUUUGAAUACGGAACAACUGUGAUUUUAUGUCCAAUUUUCUUUGGCAUUGCUCAUCUUCAUCUUUUGAAUGAAAAGCUAGCUCAUGGAGCUAAGUUCAAAGUAGCUGUUUUACAGUCUUUAUUUCAGUUUGCUUACACUACAGUUUUUGGUGCUUAUUCAACAUACUUAUUCUUACGAACAGGACAUGUUGCUGCUCCAUUUAUUGUCCAUGCCUUCUGCAAUCAUAUGGGAUUUCCAGAUUUUGGUCAGUUAUUGAAUCUUGAACAACCCAAAAGAUCAAUUCUAAUGAUUAUUUUUGUCACUGGAUUAGUACUGUGGAUACUUUUAUUGAAACCAAUGACAAAUCCUUAUAUUUACAAUAAUUCUUUGUAUUGGCCAACGAUUUUAGAUUAGUAUUGUGUGAGAUAUGUAAAUAAUAGGUGCUAAUGCAUUUAUAUUUUUAUGGCCUUAUGAACUAACUUAGUGCUUUUAAUUUGUAAUAUAUUUUUGUUAUUGUAAAAAAUUUCAUAAUGAAACUAUUAAAAUAUUGCUUUUUUUCCCCUU
Stegodyphus dumicola is the source of this 1349-nucleotide messenger RNA. RefSeq names its product Ras converting CAAX endopeptidase Sras (gene Sras). Lineage: Eukaryota; Metazoa; Arthropoda; Arachnida; Araneae; Eresidae. Gene Ontology annotation, molecular function: metalloendopeptidase activity. Gene Ontology annotation, biological process: CAAX-box protein processing. Gene Ontology annotation, cellular component: endoplasmic reticulum membrane. The record is from RefSeq and is a predicted model, not a curated record.